This is a messenger RNA of Dendroctonus ponderosae (mountain pine beetle), 3515 nucleotides long. Its product is annotated as N-acetylglucosamine-6-sulfatase. Gene Ontology annotation, biological process: glycosaminoglycan metabolic process. Bases 490 to 2007 code for a protein of 505 amino acids. The record is from RefSeq and is a predicted model, not a curated record. NCBI's taxonomy places the organism in Eukaryota, Metazoa, Arthropoda, Insecta, Coleoptera, Curculionidae. Gene Ontology annotation, molecular function: N-acetylglucosamine-6-sulfatase activity; glycosaminoglycan binding. The transcript has 11 exons.
ACAUAAAUAUAGAUUUAAUAAUGCCUUACUGAGACUUUAAUGUUUAAAUACACUUUCGUAAAAUGUACUAAACAAGAAAAGUAAGUAUUUCCUCAGAGAAAGUGGCCUUCUACACUUGUUGUCAAAUAAGGCCUUUAAGAUUACUUUAAAUUUGUGAUGUUCCGCUUCCGGCAUUUCCAUCAGUAAUCUGUCAAGUUAAAGUUUAAACUUUGAAAAGAUAAAAGUUCCAGUUUUUCUAUUAAUUACCUGCGAGGAAAGCGAUGGGGAAAUCCGCAGCACUACCUAAGCAAGGCAGAUUUAUAAUGUUCUUCAAAGGAUUGUACCGUAACGAAUUUAAAUGGGCCCUCGUGAAAAGUAUUGGAAUUUUCGCUCUCGGAGUAAGAAUCGCACAAGAAUGUCAAGGAAUUGAGCUCGUUCCAUCAUAAAUUUAAUCUCAUCUUAGUUCUUAUUAGACGUAUUAUGAUAUAGGAUAAAUUAAACGUGAUUAAAAUGGCACACUUUGUUUUCUUCACCAAAGUUCUGUUUUUCAAGUUAUUUUUAUGCUUUGUUUUUGCUAAACAGGCUUAUAGUGAUCGUUCACCUCCUAAUUUCGUUUAUAUCCUAACUGAUGAUCAAGACCUUAUGCUAAAUGGUUUGGUUGCGAUGAGGAAAACAUUGAACCUUGUUGGAGACAGAGGAAAGUUUUUUGUUCAUGCGUUUGUAAAUACUCCAAUUUGUUGCCCGAGCCGAAGCUCUAUCUUAACUGGUAAAUAUCCGCACAAUAUUGGGGUAUUUAAUAACUCUUUAGCUGGAAAUUGUUCGAGUGAAUAUUGGCAGAAACAUCAUGAACCUCAUUCGAUGGCAGCGAUUUUAAAGCAUAAAGCCAAUUACACAACGUUUUAUGGAGGCAAAUAUUUAAAUCAGUAUGGAUCCAAAUAUGCUGGUGGAACGACCCAUGUACCCAAAGGAUAUGACUGGUGGGUAGGAUUGAAAGGAAAUUCCAAAUAUUACAAUUACACAUUGUCCAUUAACGGGACGAACUUACCGUUGAAAAAUCUAUACUUAACUGAUUUAUUGGCUAAUUACAGUUUGGCAUUCUUAAAUCAACGGUUUUUGGAAGAUUCGCCGUUUUUUAUGAUGGUUGCACCUCCGGCUAGUCACUCGCCCUUUAUUCCACCCAAACGUUACAUAAACAGGUUUCCUGGAGUUGGCGUUGUAAAGAAUCCUUCAUUUAAUUACAGCUCACAAAACAAACAUUGGAUUGUUAGAAUGCCUCCGAAACGCCUUCCAUCAAACAUAACAAUUUUAAACCAAAUCCAAAGAAGGCGUUUGCAAACCCUGCUGGCAGUUGAUGAUUUAGUUGAGCGAAUUGUACUUCAACUGAAGAAAAUGAAGGUCUUUCAUAAAACAUACUUCAUUGUUAAUUCUGAUAACGGCUUUCAUAUAGGCCAGUUUGGACAGCCGUGGGACAAACGCCAACCAUACGAGGCCGAUACGCGAGUUCCUUUAUUAAUCAGUGGACCCGGAGUUGGAAAGAAAGUUUUAGAGUCAUAUCCAGUAUCUGCUGUUGAUAUGGCUCCUACAAUUUUAGAUUUGGCUGGAAUCAAACCGCCUCACCACAUGGACGGCAAAAGCUUUAAAAAACAACUAUUAAACAAACGAAAUAAAAUCGGAUUUAAGUACGUUUUUAUGGAGUAUUGGGGAGAAGGCAAUGAGAGAACGAUUGAGAAGGUUUGCCCUUGGAGCUAUGACGAAAAUGUGAUGGAAUGUAGCUCUAAUCAGUGGUGUAAAUGCCAGGAUAGUCGAAACAACACCUAUACCUGCAUAAUGGAGUUUCGCGAAGAGCUACGUUUCAAAUUUUGCCGCUUUGAUGAUAGUGAGCGCUUUGUCGAGGCCUAUAAUUUAUCUCUGGAUCCAUACGAACUGAAAAAUGUAUACCCCCAAAUGAAUACAAAGCUUAUAAGGUUUUACAACAAUAUUCUGAAUAAGUUCAGAAAGUGUUCAGGGCGGUCUUGCAAGACUUUAUGAAAGUAGCGUUUUUCUAAACACGACCCACAACGAAAAACAAUAAACUGGUGAUACUUCGGUACAAUUGUUGUCAAUUUUAACGUUCUGCAUACAAGAUAUUUUGCAUCAGAUAUUCAGUUAUUUCACCGGUUAGAAAUUUUUCUAUGAUUUAUGUUUAGUAACAAUAGUAUUCCAAUAGCAUUUUUUGGUUUAAGAUUCGAAUUUGAGAUAGAAGUAUAAGCAAAGCAAGCAACAACCCUUUUUUUGUUAUUUAAUGUCCGGCCCUGUGAAUAAAAAUUUUUUUUUUAAUUUAUUUUCAUAGGUAAUAAUUUUGUUGACAUGAACUAAGCAAUCGAUAUCAACUCCUGUUUCCUACCAUUUUUACAAAUUAACUGUCAGUAUUUUUGAAACUAACUAUUUACUAGUAUUAUAUGACGAAACUAAUAAAUAUACUUAACUUAAUCAAUUUUAUACCUAAAAGUAUUUAGUGGGAUUAUAGAGACUGUAGUUUACACACCGCUUUACUUGCAAAGCAACGAACAUAUUUAAAGGUUUGUGAUUGUUAAUUACUCAUUGCAGUUUCCGCUUAACUGAUUUAUAGACAAGUGUUUUGAUGUUAAGUGUUUUGUGAUGCGUCGAGCGCCAAAAAAGUAUUAGUUAAUGAAGUAUCUGUAAUUGCAAGAAUAAUUCAUUAUCUGUGCCGAUUUAGAACUGAUACCUAUGGAAUCAUUUAAUUAAUAUUUUUGAUUAAUUAAAAUAAGUUAUUUAAUCACAUGAAUAAUGUGCAUCACACAAUACAGUGUUUAUUCAAUAAUGUACUUAUUUAUAUUUGCUAAAAAAGUACUUAAGUAAAGUUUUAUUCUUGACAAAAAUCAAGCUUUCAUUCUUGCAUCGUCAGAAGAAUUCGCUUGUAAUUCUUUUGAGCCACUGUAUAAUCUUUAUUAUAAAAUAGCUUCAGCAGAAUUAGUAAUUUGAAUUGUAUUGCUUCUAGUUGUUUCAAGGAAUCAUUGGAACCGGCAUACAUUCUUGCCAUUGUCGAUUAUGAGUUUGUCAGUAUUUUUGCAUUUAUGUUCGAGCUAACAAGCUGUUUAUCUACUAAUUUAAUAUAAUAAAGUGAUUUAAAUUUGUGAUGCUCUACUUUCCUAAUUUAAAAUUAUUUACUUGAAAGCGUUUAGGUUCUUUCUAUGUUGUAAUCGAAGUGUUGAGUUGCAAUGGAAUUAAUCACAUUUUAAUAGACCUGAAAAGGUAUAUGUAUUUGUUCUGACUAUUUCAUAUUUUAGGCAGCAUAACAAUGUAUUAAAACCUCAGAAUUGGAUAAUUUAUCAUUUCUUCUUUAUUAAUUCCAUAGUGAAUCACACUUAUAGACUUAGAUUGUGAUAUGUAAUCUAGUAACUGUAGUAGCAAAAAGUAUUUAUGGAUUGCAUUUAUAAAAUCCGAAUUAAAUUAUUGACAUUAUCUUAGGGAAAUAUCCUAAUUCAUAAAUCAUAUGUUGUUAAUUUGAAACCUUUGACAAUAAAGCUGUGAAAAAG